Hibiscus syriacus is the source of this 486-nucleotide messenger RNA. RefSeq names its product protein MAIN-LIKE 2-like. Bases 1 to 486 code for a protein of 161 amino acids. The record is from RefSeq and is a predicted model, not a curated record. Lineage: Eukaryota; Viridiplantae; Streptophyta; Magnoliopsida; Malvales; Malvaceae. The transcript has a single exon.
AUGCAUUUGCGGCUUCCUGUUGAUGGAAAUAUUAUGUGUGGUGUGACCGAUGGUGAUUGGUAUUCAAUAUGCAUGGAGUAUCUUGGAGCUGCUCCGCCAGAUUUCAAUGGAGGUAGAAUAUCUUUAUCAUGGCUAAAAGUCAAUUUUGAAGUUUUGAAUGAAAAUGCUUCUGAGGAUGAAGCAAAGACAUGUGCUCGGGCUUAUAUACUACGAAUCAUUGGAGAAAUAUUAAUGCUCAACAAAUCUCGCAAUCAGAUGUAUUAUAUGUGGUUGCGUCAUCUUAUUGAUUUUGAUGAAGCAGGAAGAUACAAUUGGGGUGCCACAGUUUUGGCAUUUCUCUUUAGAGAAAUGUGUCGUUCAACGAAUUAUAAUAAAACUGCUAUAGGUGGAUGUCUCAUGCUUCUCCAAUCAUGGGCGUGGUUCCACAUGCCUUUCUUAUGCCCGAUCGUUAAUAAACCAUAUGUAUUCUCCUUAUUAUUGAGGUAA